Arachis duranensis is the source of this 775-nucleotide messenger RNA. Its product is annotated as 60S ribosomal protein L11. Gene Ontology annotation, molecular function: RNA binding; structural constituent of ribosome. The record is from RefSeq and is a predicted model, not a curated record. Lineage: Eukaryota; Viridiplantae; Streptophyta; Magnoliopsida; Fabales; Fabaceae. Gene Ontology annotation, biological process: translation. The coding region runs from base 71 to 619 and encodes 182 amino acids. Gene Ontology annotation, cellular component: cytosolic large ribosomal subunit; ribosome. The transcript has 4 exons.
AGAAAGCGGAGUGGCUGAACAUUUCUGUUGCUGCCGCGCUGCUGCAUUUCACUUCCUUCCACAAAGCGCCAUGGCAUCGGAGAAGAAGCUUGCGAACCCUAUGAGGGAAAUCAAAGUGCAGAAGCUUGUCCUCAACAUCUCCGUCGGCGAGAGUGGCGAUCGUCUCACCAGAGCUUCCAAGGUCUUGGAACAGCUCAGCGGCCAAACCCCUGUCUUCUCCAAGGCUAGGUACACUGUGCGUUCAUUUGGAAUAAGGCGUAAUGAAAAGAUUGCUUGCUAUGUCACCGUUAGGGGAGACAAGGCCAUGCAACUCCUUGAGAGUGGGUUGAAGGUCAAGGAGUAUGAGCUGCUUAGGAGGAAUUUCAGCGAUACUGGCUGCUUUGGUUUUGGAAUCCAGGAGCACAUUGAUCUCGGGAUCAAGUAUGAUCCUUCUACUGGAAUCUACGGCAUGGAUUUCUUUGUCGUCUUAGAGCGUGCUGGAUACCGUGUGGGUAGGCGGAGGAGACGAAAGUCCCGUGUUGGAAUUCAACACAGGGUCACCAAAGAAGAUGCAAUGAAGUGGUUUCAAGUUAAGUACGAAGGAGUUAUUCUUAACAAGUCCCAACAAAUUGUAUCCUAGACAGCACUAUUUUAGUUUUUUUUUACUGGUAGUCAGCAACAUGCAACUAUUUCAUUUGGUUUUCUUCAAGUUUUGAUGGGAUUUUUCCCAGUUUUAUGAAGCAAGAUAUUUGUUUCAUUUUGAGUUCAAUACAAUGCCGGUAUUGUUUUUAUUUAA